This is a messenger RNA of Antechinus flavipes (yellow-footed antechinus), 2423 nucleotides long. Its product is annotated as mitochondrial import inner membrane translocase subunit Tim8 A-like. The record is from RefSeq and is a predicted model, not a curated record. The transcript has a single exon. The coding region runs from base 227 to 511 and encodes 94 amino acids. NCBI's taxonomy places the organism in Eukaryota, Metazoa, Chordata, Mammalia, Dasyuromorphia, Dasyuridae.
GGUAGGAGGAGGUCGCAGGAGGAGUGCUCAAGUUGGCAGCAGUUGUGUGAGGAUUCCUAUGAUUUACUGCUUCCAGAUUAGAUUGGAUAGGUCACUGGAAGGUGGUCUCCAUAUCCCUGUGUAGGUGCUGUCCACAAGCCAGCGGGUCCUGAUUCUCUUUCUGGUCAGAGACCUGGAAAGUUUCGCGGGUUGUUGCUUGGCUUAAUUGCCAAGAUCCUGGCAGGGCAUGAAUUUAUCCUUUUUGGAGGGGUUGGGCUCAGUGGACCCCCAGCUGCAGCAUUUCAUCGAAGCGGAAACUCAGAGGCAGCGCUUCCAGCAACUAGUCCACCAGAUGACUGAGAUGUGUUGGGAAAAGUGUAUGGACAAGCCGGGACCAAAGUUGGAUAGCAGGACUGAAUCCUGUUUCGUCAACUGUGUUGAGCGCUUCCUUGACACUAGUCAGUUUAUUUUGAACCGACUAGAGCAUCAGCAGAAAUCCAAGCCAGGCUUUUCAGAGAACUUGCCUGACUGAUCAGUUUCCCUCAUCUCUACUGUCACUGAACUUUUGGUAAAGAAAACUCUAAUUCAAAAAAACUGUGGAUGGAAUUUAACGAUAACAAUAUUAAUAAUAAUAACCCUAUGCGAAAGUUGGCUAACAUGUUUAGUCAUAACAUAUCACAUUGGAUUGUCCUGUCAUUUGAAUGAGUCAAGAUCAAUUUUGUGCUUUUGGGGUUUCUGUGUGUGGCUAUGUAUGUUGUUUUUAGUGUCAAACUUGUGAACACUAUGGGCAGAUGAAUGAAAACCAAGACAUUAAUAGUGUCUUGUAACAAUCACUGCUCAAGGGACUGUCUUUUUAAAAGCACACUAGUUAUCUCUGUAUCUUCACAAUGCGAUCAUAUAGAUUGACUUUUCUCUGCACAUGUUUAUUUAAAGCUUGUUUGAGGGUGGGCUUUAGGGAGGUAGGGUUACAAUUCUAUAUCUAGGAAUAGAAAAGAAAUCAACUUAGUACUUUGAUUUAUGAUCUCUUUAUCCACUAUGAUUAUUGGAGCUGGACAGAUACUAUAUCAUGUUUAGUUUACACACCUGUUUUGACCAAAAUUCAUCUCAAGCCCCUUUACUGUUAUUUAUUUUGCAUAAUUAUAAACAAUGGCCCACUGUAGAUAAUGUUGAGAUCCUAGAUGUCUUUGGAUAACGAGACAUCAAACUUUACUUAUUUCCUCCUUCCUCUUGGCAAUCUCUGAAAGAAAAUCACUUGCUUUGGAUAUCAUUGUACGAGGUAACUGAAUAUUGUGUCUAAAUUAAUUUCAAAGCUCCAUUCCCAGAUAAUAUAAAACUCAUUUUAGUUGAAGGCAUAUAUUGGUGUAUUGACUGAGGCAUUGUAGUAUAGUGAUAUACUAAAUUUCAAGUCAAAGUAUAGGAUUCAAAACCUUUCUCAGCUAUUUCCCCCAGUAUGACCUUUAGCAAACAACUUAACCUUUGUGAGACAUAGUUUUCUCAAUUAUAAAAUAGACUUGAACCAGAAAAUUUAGAAAAUUUCUUACAGUUCUAAUUCUAUGUCCCUAUGAUUCAUUGUCCCAUUACUAUAUUUUUGGAGAAUUCAAAUCAAAACCUUUUCCUCUGAUAGGGAUAAAAUCCAGUUUCAUGUACAACCAUCUUUUUUAAUUGUACUAUAUUAUGAAAAUGUUUCUUUUAUCCUACAAACUAAAAAAUAAAGGUUUUUAAAAAAAUUCUUUUAAAUUCUAAGCAGGUGCUUAAGUUCUUUUGACUUUAGUGUUAUGAUGGCUGAUUUUGAUUUAUUGAACUUCUUUAAGAAUUGCUAAUGUUCUUUCAUUCUUCCUUUUACAGAGCCCAAAGUUUGUUUGAGUAGAUCAGGUUGGAAUUGCUUCUCAAUGACCUAAAUCUAUAUCUUUGACAGUAGAUUUGGGGUAGACUACUACAAUUUUUGCAAUAUCCUUCUAAUAGGUCUCCCUGCCUCUAGUUUCUGCUGUCUUCCAAUAUAUUCUCCAUAUACUUGUCAAAAUGAUACUCCUAUAGCAAAAGUCUGAUCAUGUCACUCCCUUGAUCAAGAAGUUCUAAUGAUUUCCAUUUGUUUACUGCAUAAAAAAGAAGCUUUUUAAAAAAUUCCUUCAAUAAUAUGGUUUCAUUUUACUUUCUCAUGCUUAUGCCAGGUUUUUCUCCUUCAGGCACUCUAUAUUCCAGUCAAAAUGACCUGCUUGCUAUUAUUCAAUUAAGGUAUUCCAAUUCUUGUUUCCUUAACUUUUCAUAGGCCAUUUCCUGUGACUGGUAUGUACUUCCAGUCUUACUAUUCCCCAGUUUCCUAUGAAGCUCAGUACGUGUUACCUAUCUUGGGCUCUUUCAUCCCUAGUGUCCUAUCUCUGAAAAAUAAUUUUGCAUGUAUUUUGCAUUUUCUUUUAUAUAAUACAUUUUCAGCCAUAGAAUCUAAG